This is a messenger RNA of Rhinichthys klamathensis goyatoka, 1967 nucleotides long. RefSeq names its product gdnf family receptor alpha 1a (gene gfra1a). Gene Ontology annotation, molecular function: signaling receptor activity. Gene Ontology annotation, biological process: nervous system development. Gene Ontology annotation, cellular component: signaling receptor complex; external side of plasma membrane. The transcript is spliced from 10 exons. The record is from RefSeq and is a predicted model, not a curated record. Lineage: Eukaryota; Metazoa; Chordata; Actinopteri; Cypriniformes; Leuciscidae. Bases 318 to 1949 code for a protein of 543 amino acids.
UCCUGUUGCCGUGUUUUACGCAUAAACGCUGAGCGUGCAGUGAGUCGCGUGUGGUUUUUGGUUUGGGUUACAGCGCAACUGAAUGCCACAGUGCUGUCGCGCGCUCAGUCGCACGAGGAUAUCUUGAGAGCUGGAGUUUUAUUCUGCUACCUUGCGACUCAUUUUCUGCUUGUUUGUUACAUCGUAUAUGCGUCUUAAUCCUAGAAACCGUUAAAUAUAGGUUACUGACAGUUUUGGACCAGGUUACGGAGGAUUUUUUCUUAUGUAGCCUACUCUGGAUGUACUACAUUGGACCAACGAUGUUUCAAUGGACCUGAAUGAGAAGGAUUAUUUUUUUCAUCGUCAAAACUAUAUAUUGCGUGUUUGAACCAACUUACCCACGGAUAAAAAGCGCAAUGAUCAUCUCCGCGAUUUACAUCAUUUUACCACUGCUGGAUGUGCUGCUAUCUGCCGAGGAGUCUUACUUUACUAGUUCAAACCGGCUGGACUGUGUGAAGGCGAACGAGCUGUGUUUGAAGGAGCCGGGAUGCAGCACAAAGUAUCGAACUAUGAGGCAGUGCGUGGCGGGGAGGGAGACCAACUUCAGUAUGGUGACAGGAAUGGAGGCGAAGGAUGAAUGUCGGCUUGCCUUGGACGCUUUAAAGCAGAGCCCUUUGUAUAACUGCCGCUGUAAAAGAGCCAUGAAGAAAGAAAAGAACUGCCUGCGCGUCUACUGGGGGAUCUAUCAGCAUUUACAGGGGAAUGAUUUACUUGAGGAUUCUCCAUAUGAGCCAAUGAACAGCCGGCUUUCAGAUAUAUUUCGACUGGCCCCCAUCUAUGCAGAGGGAGGGACUGGUGGCGGUCCCUGGAGCAGUCCUGUCACCGUGGCCCCAGGGCGAGGUUCCCAGGGCAGGUCAAGACCACUUGAGCCGCAAGACCCCAGUAGAAACAGAAGGGCACACCCGAACUGGGCAAUUCUGGGUGAGCCCGCGCUAGCAAAGGAGAACAACUGCUUGAAUGCAGCAAAGGCCUGCAACCUAAACGACACCUGUAAGAAAUACCGUUCGGCUUACAUAAGCCCCUGCACAAGCCGAGUCUCAACGGCUGAAGUCUGCAACAAACGGAAGUGCCACAAGGCCCUGCGACAGUUCUUCGACAAGGUGCCGCCCAAGCACAGCUACGGUAUGCUCUUCUGCUCGUGUCCUCUAGGGGAUCAGUCGGCCUGCUCUGAGCGCAGACGCCAGACCAUCGUGCCAGCCUGUUCGUAUGAGGACAAGGAAAGGCCCAACUGCCUGACACUGCAAGCAUCAUGCAAGACCAACUACAUCUGCAGGUCUCGUCUGGCUGAUUUCUUCACUAACUGUCAGUCUGAGCCCCGCUCUCUCUCUGGUUGUCUGAAGGAGAACUACGCUGACUGCUUGCUGUCGUACUCUGGUCUCAUUGGUACGGUGAUGACCCCAAAUUAUCUGCGUUCACCCAAGAUCAGCGUGUCUCCAUUCUGCGACUGCAGCAACAGCGGCAACAGCAAAGAGGAAUGCGACAGAUUCACAGAGUUCUUCACUGACAACACUUGCCUGCGCAAUGCAAUCCAGGCGUUUGGAAAUGGGACAGACGUGAGUGUGUGGCAGCCGAUGCCCCCAGUGCAAACCACCACCUCUAUAACAACACCAUCCCAGAGGGCCAGGGAUCGAGAAAGAUCACCUAAUGCCAUAGAGCCGGCGACACACAACCAUCUCAACCCGGCUGACAACUCCCUCUACCAGUUCUGUGGUAGCCUGCAGGCUCAGAAGCAAAAGACAAACAACACAAUAGAUGUGUUAUGUGUGGACCCACAGAUCGAUGACCCCAGCUCCUCCAAUGCCAUCUCCAGGAAUUCGUCCACUCGGCAGGUGUCUUUAUCAGCCCUUAGCUCUCUGCUGCUCCUACUGGCUACCUCCUUGCACUGCAUCUUCAUCACGGCGAUGUUGUAGCCAUCUAAGAACAUAAAA